Melozone crissalis (California towhee) is the source of this 1679-nucleotide messenger RNA. Its product is annotated as embryonic protein UVS.2-like. Gene Ontology annotation, molecular function: zinc ion binding; metalloendopeptidase activity. The record is from RefSeq and is a predicted model, not a curated record. NCBI's taxonomy places the organism in Eukaryota, Metazoa, Chordata, Aves, Passeriformes, Passerellidae. Bases 1 to 1431 code for a protein of 476 amino acids. Gene Ontology annotation, biological process: proteolysis. The transcript is spliced from 11 exons.
AUGAAGUACUUUCUUCUGCCAACUCAUUUAGCAUUUCUCUGUAGCUUUGCACUAAGUAAACCCGUCCAGAUAACUACAAGAAAGAAUGGCUUAGGUAGUGAAAUAGCUGUGUAUGAAGGAGACAUCCUCCUGAGAAGAGGGCGACGCAGUGCAAUUAACUGUGACAGCUGUUUGUGGCCCAAGUCACAAGAUGGACUGGUCAAGGUUCCAGUUAACAUCUCUUCUGAUUUCUCAAUAACAGAGAGGUCUUGGAUUGCUGAUGCUUUGCAAGAGAUCUCCACACUGACCUGUGUGCAAUUUGUAAAUCGCACUACAGAAACAGACUAUGUUUAUGUUGAACGAGGGCAGAGCUGCUGGUCUUACUUUGGAAAGAUUGGAGGACGCCAAGCAGUAGGCCUGGUGAAAAAUGGUUGCAUGGAUAAAGGAGCAAUUCAGCAUGAAAUGAACCAUGCACUGGGUUUCAUCCAUGAACAGGCACGGAGUGAUCGGGACAGGUUUGUCAAGAUUAUGUGGGAGCACAUAGUGGCAGGGGAACAAGGGAACUUUGGAAAAAUGAAUUCCAAAAACCUAGGCCUUCCCUAUGACUACUCCUCAGUGAUGCACUAUGGCGCGUAUGAUUUCUCCAGCACUCCAGGAAAACCAACUAUUGUACCAGUUCCUGACCCCUCUAUACCUAUUGGGCAGAGAGAUGGGCUAAGUAACUUGGAUGUAGCUAAAAUCAACAAGCUCUACAAGUGCAAUUGCUGUAGCUCUGUGUUGUCUAAACCCAAAGGCUCGUUCUCCUCUGUCAAUUACCCAUCCCCAUACCCCAACAACAGCAACUGUCUGUGGCUGAUCCGCAUCCGUCGAAGUAAGAUCUUCCUGCAGUUUGAGGCUUUUGAUCUCCAGCACUCCUCAGGCUGUUCUUCUGACUAUAUAAAAAUUUACAACGGGAACAGCAAGAGCUCCCCUGUCCUGCUGGACAAGUACUGUGGGAAGGGUCCGCUGCCCUCCCUGGUGGCAUCGGGAUCCACAAUGCUGGUGGAGUUUGCAAGCGAUGAGAGCAUUACAGCCACAGGAUUCAGAGCCUCCUACAACAGGGUGAAUUGUGGAGCUACUUUCAGAGAUUCAAAGGGAGUCAUCACCUCUCCAAACUACCCCAAUAAAUACCCCAAAAACCGAGCAUGUUUCUGGGUCAUCGCUUCUCCAGUAGGAUAUAAGAUAUCUCUCAAAAUGUUAUCCUUUGAGCUGGAAUAUAGCGACAGAUGCAUCUAUGACUACUUGCUCAUUCAUGAUGGAAGCCGCCCUAUGUCACCUGCAGUUGGCCCUUAUUGUGGGACAGAGAAGGUUGCAGACUUUACUUCCACUGGGAACUUUGUGCUGGUUGAAUUCCACAGUGAUUUAGUGUGGGAGUUGCCUGGAUUUGUGAUGAGUUAUACAUUUGCUAGGUAAAUAUAAUACAGAUAGGGUUUGAAAAACAGAAUGAGAGUGAGAGUUCAGCUAGCCUCAGGUAAAAGUGAAGAUGCCACCAAUUUCAGAAAAAAAAAAUAUAUAGCCUGAUACCUUUAACAAGCAUGAAGUUUGACCUCUUAGUCUUACAUCUACAGCGGUGUAAUUUCCAUGGUGAACCAAGGACAGAAAUGUUCCUGCCCAUGGGAUGCUUCUGUCUGAGACUGUAUGCUUUUUGUUAUAGUAUUCUC